This is a messenger RNA of Gryllus bimaculatus (two-spotted cricket), 298 nucleotides long. The record is from the annotation of a GenBank genome assembly. Lineage: Eukaryota; Metazoa; Arthropoda; Insecta; Orthoptera; Gryllidae.
CAUCACGGUUCUCUAAGUGUGUACCGUAUAUUCAAAUUUCAGCAAAUUGUAAUUUAAAAAUGAUUAGUUUCAUUAUGCCAUUAAACAUAUUUUUGAUUUUCAGACAGGGUCUCUUGAAGGACAACACUACCGAAAAACAGGUGUUCUUACUUCCCUCAGUGAACAGAAUUUGAUUGAUUGCUCAGAAAGAUAUGGAAAUCAAGGUUGUAAUGGAGGAUGGAUGGACUUGGCUUUCCAGUAUAUUAAAGACAAUGGAGGAAUUGAUACUGAAGCAUCAUACCCAUAUGAAGCACAGGCA